This is a messenger RNA of Cladophialophora immunda, 1575 nucleotides long. RefSeq lists its product as uncharacterized. The transcript has a single exon. The coding region runs from base 233 to 1264 and encodes 343 amino acids. Gene Ontology annotation, cellular component: cytoplasm. NCBI's taxonomy places the organism in Eukaryota, Fungi, Ascomycota, Eurotiomycetes, Chaetothyriales, Herpotrichiellaceae. The record is from RefSeq and is a predicted model, not a curated record.
AUCAUGACCUGCUUCUCUAGGCAACGAUCUAUAACGCCAUCGCUUUUCUGAUUCCCAACGCCCUUUUCUAAAAGGUUCAUGUCCUCAAUAUCGACGAUACAAUCCUGACCUUGGUCUACAGCUGCCCUCUAAAGCGUUUCUAGGCCAGAUCCAUAACGAGCGCUAGUGGGUGUCCCAGACGUUUCCAGACAUCUCAAAACACCCGUUCAUCUCAUACACUCACGGUUCCGAGAUGUCUGCCACCGUCAAGAUCGUUGGGAAGCCCGUCGGCCCAAUAGGCUACGGUCUGAUGGGCUUAACUUGGCGACCGGCUCCACAACCAGCCAGCGACAGCUUCAAAGCCAUGGAGACGGCACUCUCGCAGGGAGCCAAUUUCUGGAACGGCGGUGAACUCUACGGCACCCCGGAACGGCACUCUUGCCACUUGCUCCAUGAGUACUUCAAGCUACACCCGGGGGACGCGGACAAGGUCGUGCUCAGCAUCAAAGGUGGGCUGGUCCCAGGCCAGCUGAAGCCCGACGGGUCUGCGCAAAACGUGCGCCGCAGCGUUGAAGACUGCCUGAAGGUUCUCGAUGGUACCAAGGGCAUCGACAUCUUCGAAUGUGCUCGUCUCGACCAUGACACACCGCUUGAAGAGACGGUCGGCGCUCUGGCGCAGCUUGUCAAAGAGGGCAAAAUCGGCGGCAUCGGCUUGUCCGAGGUCAAAGCGAGUACGAUCGAGAGGGCACACGCCAUCCACCCGAUUGCGGCCGUGGAGGUGGAAGUCUCGCUCUGGACCACGGACAUUCUUCGCAACGGCGUCGCCGCGACCUGUGCCAGACUCGACAUCCCCAUCGUCGCCUACAGCCCGCUCAGCCGCGGGGCGUUGGCGGGCGAAACCAUUCGCAAGCACGCCGACAUCCCGGAGGGCGACAUCCGCAAGCACAUGCCGCGCUUCCAGGACGACGUGCUCGAGUACAACAACCAGAUCGUGGACGAGGUCCAAAAGCUCGCCGAGAAAAAGGGCGUGACCAAGGCCCAGAUCGCCAUCGCCUGGGUCCGAAGCCUGAGCGGCCGCACCAUCACCACGGAGAACGGAGAGCAGGUCACGCUGGGCACCAUCAUCCCCAUCCCCGGCGCCACCAAGCCGGAGCGGGUCGUCGAGAACACGAAGGUCGUGGAUCUGUCCGACGACGAGAUGAAGGAGAUUGCGGAAAUCUUGAAGAGGAAUCCGGUCAAGGGAGAGCGCUACCCUGAGCGUGGCAGGGCUCACCUCAACAUGUAAGGGAGGACAGUCGACGGGAAUGCCCUUUCUUCUUCCAAUUUCAGGGCCCACGAUGCUUAAGACCACUACAGAAGGGUUGUCUGGUGAAAGUAUACGCGCGAAGAAUCGAGCCUCUCCCCUCCGAUGAGGUGGUUGUGCUGGUGAUAGGUAGGCAGAUCCAUGCAGUAUCUUUUGGGGUUUAGGGGUUGCCUCAUUAUCAACUGAGCAGAGACCACCGAAUCAAACACAUUCCAAUAAAGAGAGUCGAAAAAGCGAUCCUGUUUCAAUUUCCUCGCAAUGUUCCUCACGUUUUCCCGACGGCUGGGUUGACG